Messenger RNA from Diceros bicornis minor, 2464 nucleotides. It is a transcript of the gene CCDC102A, whose product is annotated as coiled-coil domain containing 102A. Lineage: Eukaryota; Metazoa; Chordata; Mammalia; Perissodactyla; Rhinocerotidae. The transcript has 9 exons. Gene Ontology annotation, cellular component: myosin complex. The record is from RefSeq and is a predicted model, not a curated record. The coding region runs from base 383 to 2041 and encodes 552 amino acids.
GGCAGCUUAGGGACAGAGAGGGACAUGUGUCUCAUUCAUUUUAAAGGGGAUGUCGCCCAUGAAUAGCAGAGCCCGGUGGUGGGCAUGGCACGGCGCCCCCACCAUCUAAUAGACACUGGUUUAUGUCCAUCAUACCUCCAGGGCAUGCCUGUAUUCACCAGACCCUCACCAGUGUUCACAUGGACUCCUGGAUACCGUAUCUGGAUCCCCUCCCGGGUUAACCUUGCUGAGCCUCCCUUUCCUCCUCGGUCUGCGGAGGCGUCCCCCCCCGGUGGCCAUCAUGCGCUGUGGCGUCACAUCCGCCACGCGCCCGCCGAGCCGCUCCUGAGCGCGGCCGCGAGUUCGAGCUCAGGGCCCGUGAGCCCGUCGGCGCGGCCGCACCAUGAGCCACGGGCCUAGCCCCCGGCUGGCCGAGUCCCCGCAGCUGUCCAAGGGCAGCCUCCUGACCAUCCUGGGCAGCCCGUCGCCCGAGCGCAUGGGCCCGGCGGACUCGCUGCCGCCCACGCCGUCCAGCGGCACGCCCUCGCCCGGGCCCCCGCCCGCGCUGCCCCUGCCACCGGCGCCCGCGCUGCUGGCCGACGGGGACUGGGAGAGCCGCGAGGAGCUGCGGCUGCGGGAGCUGGAGGAGGCGCGGGCGCGGGCAGCGCAGAUGGAGAAGACCAUGCGCUGGUGGUCGGACUGCACGGCCAACUGGCGCGAGAAGUGGAGCAAGGUGCGCGCCGAGCGCAACCGCGCGCGCGAGGAGGUGCGCCAGCUGCGCCAGCGCCUCGACGCGCUCACCAAGGAGCUGGCAGGCGCGCGGCGCGAGCGCCAGGAGGCGCAGGGCGAGUGCGAGGCGCGGGGCCGCGAGCUGGCGCGGCUGCGGGGCGCCCGGGGCUCCGCCGACAGGACGCCCGACGGUCCGGAGACGGAGCCCGAGCGGGAGCACGAGCCGGUGCGCGACGUCGGGGCGGAGAGGCCCCAGGGCAGCCAGGAGCUGGAGCUGGUGGAGAGCCUGCUGAAGAGCAGACCAGAGGAGCCCGAGGGCUGCUGGGAGGCGCGCAGCGUGGGGGCCGGGGGCCCACGGGGCAGCUCGGGCCGCCAGGAGCGCAGCCGGCUGCCCUGGGAGGACACGGCCGCCAUCGAGGAGGAUGCCUCCAAGUUGACCGCCCUACGCCUGCGGCUGGAUGAGUCCCAGAAGGUGCUGCUCAAGGAGCGAGAGGAUAAACUGGCGCUGAGCAGGAACAUUGAGAAGCUGGAGGGGGAGCUCAGCCAGUGGAAGAUCAAGUACGAGGAGCUCAGCAAGACCAAGCAGGAGAUGCUCAAGCAACUCAGCAUCCUGAAGGAGGCCCACCAGGACGAGCUGGGCCGCAUGUCCGAGGACCUGGAGGACGAGCUGGGUGCGCGGUCCAGCAUGGACAGAAAGAUGGCAGAGCUGAGGGGCGAGAUGGAGCGGCUGCAGGCCGAGAACGCGGCCGAGUGGGGCCGCCGCGAGCGGCUGGAGACGGAGAAGCUGGGCCUGGAGCGCGAGAACAAGAAGCUGCGUGCGCAGGUCGGCGACCUGGAGGAGGCGCUGGCCCGGCGGCGGCGGCAGACCGCCAGCGCGCUGGACUGCGACCUGCGGGCCAGCCAGGCCGCCCUCUUCGAGAAGAACAAGGAGCUGGCGGACCUGAAGCAUGUGCAUGGCAAGCUGAAGAAGCAGUGCCAGGAGAAGGUGGCGGAGCUGGCACACGCCACCCGGCGUGUGGAGCAGCACGAGGCGGAGGUGAAGAAGCUACGGCUGCGGGUGGAGGAGCUCAAGAAGGAGUUGGCCCAGGCUGAGGACGAGCUGGACGAGGCCCAAAACCAGGCACGCAAGCUGCAGCGGUCGCUGGACGAGCAGACGGAGCAGAGCGAGAACCUGCAGGUGCAGCUGGAGCAUCUGCAGUCCAGGCUCCGCCGGCAGCAGCAGAACGCCCCCCUCUUCGGGAAGAUCCGCAGUGCCCGCUUUGGCGCCGAGGAGGCUGGGGACGGAGCCAGCGACCUGGACGAGGACGAGGACCUGCAGAUCCAGGUGGCCUAGAGCUCCUAGGGCUGUGCCCGGCUGACCGGCCACUCGAACUGACGCAGCUGCCUGGGCUCGCUCUGGGAGCAGACGCCGCCCCGGGCCACGGCCCACUGCCUUCUCUCCCACGGUGCGCAUCCGUGGUCCCACCUACCAACGCCCCGUGGAAGGGAAGCCACGGCCUGUGUUUUAUAUGUAUAUUGUAUGUAUAUGCCCGGGGUCCUUGGCCCCCGGUGUCAUAAACACGGGACCACUCCAAGGCCCCGUCUAGGUGCCCCACCCAUCCGAGACCUUCAUGCAGGGGAAGGGGGGUGUCAAGGGAGGGCUGGUGGGGCCCCGACCCAGGCUGCUUCUCUGGGCCUUGGGGGUCGGGCAGGAGCUGUUCAUAGUACAAUGUGAUAAACCCAGUCUUUUGUAAUAAAAGGAGUUCAGGUUCUCUGG